Molecule: messenger RNA, 2004 nt
Organism: Syngnathoides biaculeatus (alligator pipefish)
Lineage: Eukaryota; Metazoa; Chordata; Actinopteri; Syngnathiformes; Syngnathidae
Gene: dusp12
Product: dual specificity phosphatase 12
Exons: 8
Coding region: 180-1079 (299 amino acids)
Biological process (GO): protein dephosphorylation
Cellular component (GO): nucleus
Molecular function (GO): protein tyrosine/serine/threonine phosphatase activity
Source: RefSeq, a predicted model, not a curated record
GCGUGUAUGUUUUACCCGGAUAUCUGUUAAGGACGGACUCAACAACUGCAUGCUGUUUCCGCUCUUCCUUCGUAUAAUAAUUGGUAUGAAUAAGCUUACUAUCGGAUGACAGUCGUAACAUGACAAGUAAAUGACGCCUAAGAAAGUUCAACGUGCAAAAUUCCAUCUGUGUGAGAGUCAUGCUCCUGGUGGAUGCUGGUGUGUUCAUUGGAACUGCAGCCGACCUUAAUGAUAAUGAGGGGUUGGCAGAAGCCUCCAUAACUCAUAUAGUAUCUGUGGACUCUGUUGACCCGGGGUUUCUAGUUCCUAUGAACGCUAGCUAUUGCAAGAAAUGGAUCAAUGUCCUGGAUGAGGUGACAGCCGAUCUCUUGAGCCACUUCGACGACUGCUACCAGUUUAUUCAGGAGGCUGUGGAUGGAGGCGGCAUGGCGCUUGUCCACUGUCAGGCCGGACGUAGUCGGAGCGCCACUGUUGUGACUGCGUUUCUCAUGAAGCGAUACAAGCUGGGCUUCGCUGAGGCUUAUCAUAGACUGAAGAGUGUCAAGCAGGAUGUAGAGGUCAACACUGGUUUUGAGGAGCAAUUGUGUCUGUAUGAGGCUUUGCAGUGUCAAGUGGAUACCAGCAACCCUCUGUAUAAGCAAUACAGACUGACCAAGAUUACUCAGAAAUACCCUGAGUUGCCGCAGGUUCCCAGGGAAGUGUUUGCAGCUGACCCUGCUCAGUACAAAUCAUCUGAAGCCUCCUAUCGUUGCAGGAAGUGCAGAAGAACUCUGUUCCGGAGUUCCAGUCUUCUCAGUCACCCAGUGGGAGAAGGAGCGACAGCAUUCGACCACAAAAAAAACACCAACCUGACAGAAGUAGUCCAGUGUACAUCAUACUUCAUUGAACCAGUGCAGUGGAUGGAACAAGCUUUGCUUGGUGUAAUGGAAGGACAGCUACUGUGUCCUAAAUGCCAAUCCAAGCUGGGCUCCUUCAGUUGGUGUGGAGAUCAGUGUUCGUGCGGCCGCUGGAUCACGCCUUCCUUUCAGCUGCACCGAAACAGAGUGGAUGAGAUCCGGCUCAUUAACAUACAGAGAUAAUGGACGACGGUCUACGCAAUGUAAUUAAUAUAAUAAUCCCUUUGAAUAAAAAGUAGUCUUGUCAAAACGGUAUUCUCUCUCUACCUCUCGCGACCUCGUAUACCCAUAUACUAUCUGCAAAAUGUCAUAUUAAUACCUCUACGCAGGCUCACAUGUGCUCGAAUGUGAAGGAAUCACAGAAUGAAAUGUUCAAAUUGUACAAAAUGUACUGGUAGGCUUCACCCCAAAAGGAUAACAAUGGUCCCCCUUUCCUUGGGCUCACCACCUGGGUGCAGUGUGAUCUAGGCUGUAGCCGAAAGCAGGAACAUUGGCGAUCCACUCCCCAGCUACAGAAGCUCACUCUAGCAACGUGAAAUGUCACCUUUCUGGCAGAGAAAGUAACCUGAGCUGGUGUGAGAGGUUGAGAACUUCUGACCAGAUAUAGUCAGGCUCACUUCCAUACACUUCUUGGGCUCUGGUACCAGUCCUCUUGAGAGGGGUUGGACUUUCAAUCCACUCUGGAGUUCUCACAGUGAGAGGCAGAGGGUAGGUGCGGGUGUAUGCACCAAAACACCAGUUCAGAAUACCCACCCUAUGUGGAGUCCUUAGAAGGAGUGCUGGAGAAUGCUCCCAGUGGGGUCUCCAUUGUUCUUCUGAGGGACUUCAAUGCAAUGACAGUGAGACCUGAAAAGGGGUGUUUGGGAGGAAUCAGUCCCUGAGUGAUCUUCUGUUGUUGGACUUCUGUGCUCAUCACGGAUCGUCCAUAACGAAGACCAUGUUCAAGCUUAAGGGUGUUAACGUGCACAUGGAUCAGCACACCUUAGGGUGCAGUUCGGUGAUGGAGUUUGUGGUCCUGUCUUUGGACUUGCGGCUGCAUCUUUUGGACACUCGAGUGAAGAGAGGAACGGAGCUGUCAACUGAUCACCUGCUGGUGUGUUGGCUCUGA